Messenger RNA from Suillus clintonianus, 978 nucleotides. RefSeq lists its product as uncharacterized. The transcript is spliced from 4 exons. NCBI's taxonomy places the organism in Eukaryota, Fungi, Basidiomycota, Agaricomycetes, Boletales, Suillaceae. The record is from RefSeq and is a predicted model, not a curated record. Bases 35 to 697 code for a protein of 220 amino acids.
UCCUCCAUUCGAACCCUAUUUCCCCCAGCCUCAGAUGGCCCAAGGGCCAUUGUACGACCCCUCCAUCCCUCUCUCAUUUGAAGCCUAUUUUUCCCAGCCUCAGAUGAUGCCUGAGCCAUCGGACCGCCCCUCCUCCCCUCUUCCCUGUGGGGUCUAUUUACCCCAGCCUUCAUGGACAUCAUACGACCACCCCUCCCCACCCUCCACGAUACAAUCCCUUAACGACCUACUCCUCGAGCCUGAACCUGUACAGGAAGGACGAGUACUACGGAAGCGCAAGGCGGUAAAUUAUGAUGGCGCGGGACGCAAGACUUGUACGAAACGCAAGGCGGUAAACAGUGUUAGCGCGGGGCGCAAGACUCGUACGAAACGCAAGGCGGUAGAUAUUGUUGGCGCGGGGCGCAAGACUCAACGCCCACGUCUUAACUAUGCUGCACCUCCCAAUUUCAAACGGGCCGUAAAGCGCGGAAAGGUCGAGUACAAAUGCCUUCUUCCGCAGUGCAAAUUUACAGAUCCGAUGCAAAAAGGCAGCUUGCUGAAGCAUAUCGGUUCGCAGACGCACAGUGGGCGUACCGGUAAGCAUGUAUGCACAUACUGUGACAAGGAGUUAAGUCGCUCGGACUCUUUGAAGCGUCAUAUCAGGUCUUGUUCCAAAGGACCUGGUGAUGACGACUCGUCGGAAGAGUCGGAAGAUUGAUUGAUCAUAUGGUUUCGAUUGGAACAAGGUUCCAGAUAUCUCCCUCGGACAAGAUCAUCGGGCAAGCGUGCAUUAUAUCAUUUGGAUGCAUAAUUCAUCGUUCAUGGAUUACACAUUACUUUACCUGUCAUUUAUAGUUCUCUGCCGUAUCCGCCUGCGGGCAUCUUUCAUUCAUUACAUUUCUUUAUAUCUCAUUAUAUUGCGCGGUCGUAUCUGCAGCACCCUCCACUCAUGAUAUUGCUCUGUCGUAUCUGCAGCAUCAUCUCACUCAUUACAUCUCA